AUGCCGGUUUCACCCACCAAGAUGAACAGAGCCCAGCAAGAGGAAUGGCUUGACCGACAAUGGGGAGGCAAGUCUUGGCUCCCCGACGACGUCCGCAAGGCACAUGAAAACCCCCCCAAGCAAAACGAGCUCGGGGGCGGUGCAGUCGACUCCCUGGUCAAGAUCACUAGAUUGGCCCAAGACAAAGGUAUCAAGCUGGCAUUCCUGUGGAGUCAGGCACCACCUUACAAUGUGCUUUGGACCGGUGUUAGCCAGCAUCCUAAAAACUCUCUCCGAUUAACUAACGAUAUCGCGAGAGCUGCCUUUAACAAUCUCAAGACAACCAUGCAAUCUCAAAGGGCUCAAGAAGCUGGCGGCCCAUCAGAGGUGGUCACUAUAGAGUCCCGAGGAACUGAGCCCGAGGCCUCUAUGUACGUCGGAAGUGAGCAUGUUGAAAGCGACAGCAGCGAUAAUGAGGAUAUCGAGCCCGUCCUCAAGACCACGCGAAGCCCGAGCAUCAUCUUGGGCGGUUCCCCCAGAUCGUCAGUCAAAUCGCCAGCCAAGGUCGCUGGCAACAACGACAAGAGAAUCUCUUCGAUCUCCACUUUCAGGCACCAGGAGCCCCCAGAGCAGAGACCUGCUGUUUCGGGUGCUCCUUCUCUACCUCUACCCCCAAGAACGAACAUUUCUCGCCUAUUCACCCAACCACCAACUGCCACUUCGGUCAAGCGCAAAAGAGAAAAAGAAUCCAGUGCGAUGACCCCACAGCGAUCCAUGAAGCGUACCGAAACUUCUAAGGUAGAAGAAGAGAGGGUUGACGAAGCCACUGCUAUUUAUAAGCAGCUCACCAACAAUGUGAAACUUACGGAUGAUACGCUUCAAUUCCUUACAAAGGCUCUCGUUUCCUGGUACCCAAUGGAACAAGGCAAGGUCAAGGUCCUCGACCCUCUCUGGUUCAAGGUUGACGGAACAACUACUGGGCACAACAUCAAGCUCGACGGGUAUACCAAGCUUUGUUUCAGUAUCCAUCAUCUAAAGCCUAAGCAUUGGACCUUGGCUAUCGUUGACAUCGAUGACGAUGCGAAAUCCAUGGUUUUCAAUCACCAUGACUCGAGCCCGUGCUGGGAUCGGUUCGAUACGGUUUGCGCCAGCUUCCAGAAAUGGAAGGAAACCGUCGGACACAAAUUCAAGCUGCGGUUCAACAAUGUCGCACCUUGUACUCCACAGCAGGAUAACAUCAGCUGUGGGAUUCACGUGCUAUCCUGCCUACGACACGUCCUGACAGACAAACCCUGCCCCCCAUCGCUCAACCCGCGUGCAGAGCGCAGAUUCUUCAUCCGAAAGAUCAAGGAAUCUGACGAAGUCGAUUAUCCCCUACAGGAGGUCAAGAAGGUCAUCGAAAAACAGGAGUACGAAAUGCUUUUAAAAGCGAUCCGAAAAGAGACACCCGAGUCACUCGAAACAGACAGACAUCUUGCGGUCAUUGCCUUGGACCACGCCCGUGAUGGUCUGAGAGAGGCCCAGGCCGCGUUGAGCCGCCUUCGAAUCGAGCAGGAUACUCUGGCCAAGGCACUGACUCGCCUGGACGCUGCUGUCGAGACUAAAUCCGAGCCCGCUCGUCAUUGGAGCUUCGAACCUUUGAACAGUCUGCGAGCUGACAGCCAGCAAGAGCUUUCUGCCCACAUGUGUCGAUAUAGCAAAACGCUUAUGGAUCAGAGCUUUGCCAAUGGGUCUGAGAUAAGCAGAAAGGUCCUUCGCGAACAUUAUGAUGAGAUCAUCGACAAACUGGAGCAAGCUGAAAAGGAUGUCGCCCAUAAACAAGAGGAAAUUGAUGAGGCAACCAAGGCUGUGGAGAUCAAGACUCAGAUGUGCGACCUGAAGGAAAGCGUGAACAACAUCUUGAACCAGCACGGGUCUCUUCUACCUUGGAACAAUUGGCUCGGGCGGGCUUCAAAUUAG
Messenger RNA from Fusarium oxysporum Fo47, 1938 nucleotides. RefSeq lists its product as uncharacterized. The coding region runs from base 1 to 1938 and encodes 645 amino acids. The record is from RefSeq and is a predicted model, not a curated record. NCBI's taxonomy places the organism in Eukaryota, Fungi, Ascomycota, Sordariomycetes, Hypocreales, Nectriaceae. The transcript has 2 exons.